This is a messenger RNA of Phytophthora sojae, 1256 nucleotides long. RefSeq lists its product as hypothetical. The record is from RefSeq and is a predicted model, not a curated record. The transcript is spliced from 4 exons. NCBI's taxonomy places the organism in Eukaryota, Oomycota, Peronosporomycetes, Peronosporales, Peronosporaceae. Bases 15 to 1256 code for a protein of 413 amino acids. Gene Ontology annotation, cellular component: mitochondrial small ribosomal subunit. Gene Ontology annotation, molecular function: structural constituent of ribosome.
GCCCCCAAGACACCAUGAUGGCCAUGCGUGUGCUGACCAAGCGCCUGCCUGUGCGCCGCCUGCAGACCUCGGCGCUGCGUGCGCUGUCCACGGAGGCGCCUUCCGCCGGCGCGGCUGCUGCCGGCGCGGCUGCUGCCGAUGCGGCCGAGUCUGCCGCCGUUGAGAAGCCCGAGGAGAUCAAGCAGGAGGACCUAGGCAACCUGGCUGGCGUCCCGAUCUCGCAGGUGACGGCCGACCACCGCCUCAAGUUCUUUGCGUUCGCCAAGGAGCAGCAGGACGAGCUCUUCCCCGAGGGCGUCGGCCGCCGCAUGGAUGAGACCUUCGACCUGGUGGGCCACCGCCACAUUAUGCUGCGUGACACGACGCUGAAGAUCAUCUCGGCCAUGAAGGACUGGGAGACGGCCAAGAACGAGUCGGCUGGUGCCUACCUCAUCGACGGCGAGCGCGGCACGGGCAAGAGCUUCGCGCUGCACCAGAUCGUGCAGUACGCGCGCGAGAGCAACUGGGUGGUGCUCUAUAUCCCCAACCCGCGCUCGUGGUGCCACGAUGCCCCGUACGUGAUGCAGUCGCCCUACCAGGAGGACAAGUUCGACAUCGACGUGUAUGGCGUGGAGCUGCUGCAGCACUUCCUGCACUGCCACGGCGAGCAGCUGCGCUCGAUCCCCGUGCGCGGCAAGUACGCCGACCGCUACUACCCCACGGACAAGUACGAGUCCAAGCCCAAGAGCGAGGCCGACUACAAGGAUGCCGCCCUCACGCUGCGCGAUGUGGUUGUCAGCGGUAUCCGUGACGAGGAGCUUGCGUGCCAGGCCGUGUGCGACCUGAAGGAGGAGCUGGCGCAGACCACGGAAUUCUCCGUGCUGAUCGCUAUCGACGACUACAACACGUGGUUCCAGAAGACCGUCUUCGGCUACGAGGGCAAGGACGUGGAGGCCGACGACAUUUCGGUGAUCGCCGCCCUGAAGGACAUUGGCGCCAAGGGCUACGACGAGUCGCGCAAGCUGAAGAACGGCCUCUUCGUCGCCGCCGUGACGGAGAACUUCCCCACGAAGGUGCACUUCAAGCAGCAGGUGGACUACCGCAAGAUCCGCGCCACCAUGCACACGUACUCGGCCGAAGAGCUCGCCACCGUCGUGUCGUACUACAACCAAGUCAGCUUCCUGCACGACAAGCCCACGGACUCGCAGCUCGCGUACUUCCGGCUCAUGACCAAGUCGCUCCCACUCCACGUGUUCGACCGCGCGUCGUUCUCUUAG